CAGCAGCUCCCCGCCUCCGCGGCCCGCCACGUCCCGCACGUAGCGCCCCGGUUGCAGCUCAGAGCUGCAGGCUGGCGCCGGGCGCUCGGCUCCGUCGGCAGGGCUCGGUAUGAGGCUGGUGAGGCUGCUUCGUGGCGGCCGGGGCGUCAGACUGCCCCGCGAGGUCCCCAGUGCCAGCCGCAGUCUGGCCUCCGGCUCGGCCUCGGGCCCCGGGCCGGAGUCGGAGCGCGGCGUUCCGGGCCAGGUGGACUUCUACGCGCGCUUCUCGCCGUCGCCGCUCUCCAUGAAGCAGUUCCUGGACUUCGGAUCGGUAAAUGCUUGUGAAAAGACCUCAUUUAUGUUUCUGCGACAAGAGUUGCCUGUUAGAUUGGCAAAUAUAAUGAAAGAAAUAAGCCUUCUUCCAGACAAUCUUCUCAGGACGCCAUCAGUACAGUUGGUGCAAAGUUGGUAUAUCCAGAGUCUUCAGGAGCUGCUUGAUUUUAAGGACAAAAGUGCUGAAGAUACUAAAACUAUUUAUGAAUUCACAGACACAGUGAUAAGGAUCAGAAACCGGCAUAAUGAUGUCAUUCCGACCAUGGCCCAGGGUGUGACCGAAUAUAAGGAGAGCUUCGGGGUGGAUCCUGUCACCAGUCAAAAUGUCCAGUACUUUUUGGAUCGAUUCUACAUGAGUCGCAUUUCAAUUAGAAUGUUACUCAACCAGCACUCUUUAUUAUUUGGUGGAAAAGGAAGCCCAUCUUAUCGAAAACACAUAGGAAGCAUAAAUCCAAACUGCGACGUAGUUGAAGUCAUUAAAGAUGGCUAUGAAAAUGCUAGGCGGCUUUGUGAUUUGUAUUAUGUUAACUCUCCUGAACUAGAACUUGAAGAACUAAAUGCGAUUUCACCAGGACAGACAAUACAAGUGGUUUAUGUACCAUCCCAUCUCUAUCACAUGGUGUUUGAACUGUUCAAGAAUGCAAUGAGGGCAACCAUGGAGCACCAUGCUGACAAAGGUGUCUAUCCCCCGAUUCAAGUUCAUGUCACACUGGGAGAGGAGGAUUUGACGGUGAAGAUGAGUGACCGGGGAGGCGGUGUUCCACUGAGGAAGAUUGACAGACUCUUCAACUACAUGUACUCAACUGCACCCCGGCCUCGUGUUGAGACAUCCCGUGCAGUGCCUCUGGCUGGUUUUGGUUAUGGAUUGCCCAUAUCACGCCUCUAUGCACAGUAUUUCCAGGGGGACCUAAAGCUGUACUCAUUGGAGGGCUACGGGACUGAUGCUGUUAUCUAUAUUAAGGCUCUGUCAACAGAAUCCAUUGAGAGACUCCCUGUGUAUAAUAAAGCUGCCUGGAAGCAUUACAAAACCAACCAUGAGGCUGACGACUGGUGUGUCCCCAGCAGAGAGCCCAAAGACAUGACCACAUUCCGAAGCUCUUAGAUGCACAUGGGACGCCUGGAAAAUCCAAAUGUGGUUUUGCUAAGUUUGGAAGAAAUGUGUUUUUGGAGCCACAUUGUACCAAAUAUGUCAUUUGUGAUUUUCACAAUUCAUGUUGCUAAAGCUCCUAAAGGAUCAAUUAUACCAACUGUACUCUGAUAUGUUUGGUUAAUUGGACAUAUUUUUAAACACUCAUAGUAUCAACUUCCCUCUGUGUGGUAGACCACUGAGUGUGAAGUUUCUGGGUUUCUGGAGGAAGUUGAGUAGUGAUUUUCAACUUUUCAUUUAUGUCGGCUAGAAACAUAAAGAAUGUGGAGUAGCUGGUUAGUGGCUUGCUUUUGGAGUUCUGUCACCUGUUGGUGGUAACAGCUAAUUAGAUGGUUUUCUCUUCUUCCACGAAAGCAGAACACAGUGGUACCAGUAGGACCUUUCAUGCAUUGUGUACUGAAAUGAAUUAUCAUGGCAUCCCUUUAUUGCAGAGGGUUGAUAUUUCUGAUUUCCUGCAGAGCUAAGUCUCAAUCAUAGGAUCAACGCAAGGGAUUUUCUUUAAGAACAAUGAUGUCUCUCUUUAGCCCUAGCUGGCCUUGAACUCGACGCCCAUCCUUAGCAUCCCGAGUGCUGCAAUGGAGAAAGGUGUGUCUGGUGCAUAAGAGAAAUGUUUAUGCCCAAACAAGCCAAGUAGCAGCAGAGAAUGAACUAGAGUCAAGCACGGACUGAACCUACUGACUGUUAAGAUUAUCUGAUGGCGCUUUUGAAAGAAUUCAUUUUUCUGGGUCCUGCUCCAGGCACCGGAGGCUGAAGGCCAGGAAUGAGUUUAAUCACUCUUCAGAGUGAAUAGUGAUACCACUGCUGUUGACAAAGUGACAGAUUGGAUUGGUAGGCUUUGGUUCUCCUGUUUCCAGGUCAGAUUGCUAGACUUUAGGGGAUGUAAUCUAAAUCUCAGGCCUGCUACUAUUGAAAGCAGAGUCAGGAACAGAGAGAUGAGGCUGACCUCAGUCACCUUGGUUUUAAGUGGUAACUAAGGAACAUGCAUUUUUUUUAAAACCCAGAUUUCUUUUUUUUUUUAAUCAGAGAAAAGUCAGCUUAGAUUGGUUGCAAAACCCCUUUGUAUCUGUGUGGUAGUUUAAAGUUUGCAAAUGCUUUGAGGUAUUAGGACAUUAUUUGUGUCAAAACACAGAGUUGUGGAACCUUGGUUCUCACUCCGAGUAACUUGGAGCCAUAGCCUGAGCUAUCCCUGCUGAUCACUGUCAUCUGUCAGGGUUAUUCUUACCACAUCUGUUAAGUGAUGAAGAAAUACUUGAAAAUGUGCUUGGCCACUUACCUGGAGGGAUCUGGGGGUUUGGUUUGGAAAGUGAUGAGUUAAAGCAUCUCACUCUUAACAAGAUUUAUCAAAUUACCACUGCAUCCCAUAGAUAUAUACAUAUUUAAUACAAAAGCCAAACCAUGCAAUAUGACACAAAAUAGAAUUCUUGUACCAAAUGAUAGAAACUUGCAGGUUGAGGAUGCCCAGGGUGGUCAGUCCAGGACCCUCAUGUGAGAGGUGAGGGACCUGAAACUCAGGUCCUGUUAGCCCAGGGCUUUUAGCUAAUAUGACCAAAUGUUGGAAAAGACACACCUUAUACCCACUGUUCCUAAUUGAGGACUUUGUAAGAAAUAAUAGACCAUGUUCAUGAGUGACAUUUAUUCCAUGUAUUACAAUUAUUAGCUUUAAAUUACAUUUUCUUGCAAUGAUGAAAUAUUUUGUACAACUGUCAAUAAAUGUACUAUUUUUACUUGUGAAAUAAUUUUCCUUCUCCAAGGAAUUAGGAUGUCCCCUCCCCCAUUUAAGAGCUAAGAAAUGUUUUCAGACAAGAAGUAAAAUUAUUUUACUUAGGUCUCUUGUUAAGGUGUAACACCUUUUGCUUUGUUAUCAUGGUAAUGGAUGGAAAAUUGGGUGUGAAAAUGUUCAGGGUGGGGGGUGGCUUUUUCAGAGUUUCUUUUAAAGAUACCUGAAAGGUUUUUAGAGUCUCAAGGUGAGCUGGUUGGUCUGUUAGCAGUUAUCUUAUAUGGUAUAGAUAUAAAUAGAUUGAUGGUCAGGGGGUGGAUAGCAAUUGGUUUGCAUAACCUGGGCAGUUAAUGAGUAUGCCAGUGCAUUGUAAGAAUAUUCCAUGCUGCAGUUUAAAAUGGCGGUUGGUUUUGAUGCCUUUACACUUAAUAGUAGUCAGUGUCUUCCACUGUGAAGUUUCUACAUGGAGAUAUUAAAGCAGAGUUCUACCAUAGUAUAAGGUGUUUUCUCAGUGACAGUAAGCUGGAAACAUGGACCAGCUCUUUUCAAAUAAAUCUGAGUCACUUAAGAAAUUUUAGAAAUAUACUCAUGUCUUUUAAAGAACAGCCUAUUUCACCAUCAACGCUCAACAGUCUAUAAAUGCUCAAGAAUCAUGAAUAGGUACCAGCAGGUAAAAGCAAUGGCUAUCAAGCCUGGCAACCUCGUUCUUUCCUCAGAACACACAUGGUGGAGGGAAAGAACCAGUUACCCCCUGAAUUGUUUUUGGACCUCCACAUGGGCACUGAUGGGAUCCCCACACAUACCACACAACAUAAAAGGAAACUUCAGUUGUAGCUGGGUGUCUUGCACUCUCUUAACUGUCUCUAACAGGUGUUUGAGGCAGGUUUCCAAUGUGUAAAGUCUACUGGGGAAGCAGGUAGUAGAGUUUGUGUGGUUUGAGUUACCCUAGGUUUUCAUUAUCUAAUAUACUGCCAAUGAUUGACAUGUACUGUGUAGAUGGAGAGCUGAUGUAUAAUUUUGAAAAGCUGUGGAUAACUUUCCACAGUAGAAAUGUAGGAAGGGGCUUAGCUUAACCACCACUACCUUCUACUUAAUGCUGAUGGAGUGUCUGAACUUCUGUGGUCAAGGCAGAUGGUAUCCUGUUCUUCAUUGAUAGCACAAGAGCAUCACAUCUUUCACUGUUAAAAUAGUAAGGUCCAGCCAGCAUGGUGGCACACCUGUAAGUGAAUCUCGCGAAUUUGAGCCAGCCUGGUCAGCAUAGGGCAUUUUGGGCCAGCCAGGGCUACAUAGUCCCUGUGGUUUUUGUUUGUUUUAAGACCAAUAAAGUUCAUUUCAGUUACAGAGGGAAGGGAAAGAGUUGUGUGGCUCUGAUGUAGCUCAGUAAACUUAUAUCGUUAGCUUUACAAAGAAAUGUGAAGCUUCAAAGGAUAGGUGGCCAGGGUUAAACUUGGUUGUUUUUACGGGAGGAACUACUCAUUAUAGCUGAUCAACUUCUGGUCUCAAUACCAUUAAUUUCUCACAGUCAAACCCAAGACACUCAAAAAAUAAUACAACUAAUACUUUGUGAAGUUAUUUUUUCAUGUCAGAAAUGAAUGCAUUCCUAUUUUACUUAGUCCUGGCGUUUGUAAACUACUGUACUAUUUGUUCUACUUUUGUGUUUGGAAAGAAUUAAACAUUUUACUGCCCA
Mesocricetus auratus (golden hamster) is the source of this 4863-nucleotide messenger RNA. It is a transcript of the gene Pdk1, whose product is annotated as pyruvate dehydrogenase kinase 1. Gene Ontology annotation, biological process: protein phosphorylation; regulation of glucose metabolic process. Gene Ontology annotation, cellular component: mitochondrion. Gene Ontology annotation, molecular function: pyruvate dehydrogenase (acetyl-transferring) kinase activity. The record is from RefSeq and is a predicted model, not a curated record. Lineage: Eukaryota; Metazoa; Chordata; Mammalia; Rodentia; Cricetidae. The transcript is spliced from 11 exons. Bases 110 to 1414 code for a protein of 434 amino acids.